Wallemia ichthyophaga EXF-994 is the source of this 3807-nucleotide messenger RNA. RefSeq names its product Protein cft1. The transcript has 13 exons. Bases 1 to 3807 code for a protein of 1268 amino acids. Lineage: Eukaryota; Fungi; Basidiomycota; Wallemiomycetes; Wallemiales; Wallemiaceae. Gene Ontology annotation, cellular component: nucleus; mRNA cleavage and polyadenylation specificity factor complex. Gene Ontology annotation, molecular function: protein binding; nucleic acid binding. The record is from RefSeq and is a predicted model, not a curated record.
AUGAUCUUGACGCAUUUCAAUCAACUUCUGCCGACAUCUGGCGUUGAAUUCGCCUGUCAUUUAAAAUUCACUUCCAGUGAUACGCACAACAUCAUCACCACCGCGAACAACACGCUUAAGAUCUAUGAGAUCAGCAUCGAGCACCACCAGCAUCUCAAUCAGCACAAUAUUCCAUUCUCUCUCCCAUCUGCAAAGCUUCUACUGCGCCGUGAAUACCACCUCCACGGCGAAAUUGUCGGUGUACAAUCAAUUAGAAUUCUAGCGAGUAUCGAGGAUGGCAAGGAUAGGCUGCUUUUGUCUUUUAGAGAUGCAAAAAUAGCGCUGCUAGAAUGGUCAAACGAUAUAAAUGAUAUUGUGACUGUUUCUAUUCAUACGUAUGAAAGGUCCAGUCAGGUCCUAUCACAAGACAUGACGCGCUUCAAGUCAAAUUUACAAUCUGAUCCCGAUAAUAGAUGCUCUGCUUUGCUUCUCCCAGAUGAUUCCCUCGCCUUACUCUCAGUCCAUGGCACUCAAGCUGACCUCGACGACCUCGAUGACGAUGUUUCCAAAGCCAUCAAAGAUGUCCCUUACGCGCCUUCUUUCAUCCUCCCUCUCAAAUCUAUUGACCAAGACAUGUGCAACGUCAUUGAUUACUGCUUCUUGCCGGGUUUUCAUAAUCCAACACUAGCCAUCCUCUGUCAGCCCCGACAGACUUGGACUGGUAGACUUUCCGAUUCUCAAGACACCUGCCAGCUGUUCUUCCUCACUCUCGACAUUGUUACUCAAGUAUACCCCAUCAUCGCAACCGUCGACAAUCUCCCGUAUGACUGCAUAUCUCUAACCGCAGCUCCAAAGGAAGUUGGUGGUGUUGCCAUUCUAUCAGCCAAUGCCAUCAUACACGUCGAUCAGAAUGGCCGGCCUGUCGGAAGAGCAACGAAUGGCUGGUCAACCAUAACUUCUUCGAGGACACACGAUCCUCCACCUAAAGAUCUCUUCGUGCGAUUGGAAGGUGCUUCAAUUGGAUUUUUAAAACUCAAUCCGAGACAAAAUCACCCACAAGCUUUACUUUUUCUUCCAAAUGGCGACAUACACGCAGUGCAAUUUUAUAGAGAAGGUAGAACAAUUUCAAGAGUCGAUAUAAGCAAGCCAUUCGCAAGAGGUAGUAUCCCAUCGGGUGCUUACAGACUUGAUAUUGAUGGAGAGGGUUUAGGUGGUGGGCAGUUCAUGUUUGUUCCUUCGAUGGUCGGCGUCAGCUUUCUGCUCCGCAUCGGUGACUCCCUUGAUAGUCUCGAGCUUUUCCCUAAACCAGAUAAGCUCGCUAAUACAGCUUACGACGAUAUGGAUGUCGAUAUCGACGAAGACUUAUAUGGAUCAUCAGAAACCAAGAACAAUUUGAAAGAGGAUGGAGACAGCGCAAGCCAUGAGCCACCAUUCACCAUCUCCGACUACAUUCAAUCGCAUGGCCCCGUCCAAGAUAUAACGAUGGGGAGAUAUACAAAGACACCAAAUUCACCGCUUCAGAUUCUGGCUGCUACGGGUGCCGGCCACGUCGGUGGCAUUACUGCUUUCCAUCAGGAGAUACCGUUCGAGAGCAAGAAGAAGCUUGAUAUUAGUUGCAAUGUCGGACUAUGGACGUUCGCAUUGAGUAGUCUUGGUAUGGUUAUUGUGGCCUCAGACACGCAAUCGAAGACAAAGUUAUUCAAACUGUUGCCGUCGAAUGAGAUAGAGUUGGUAGCAGAGAACGACGAGGUCACUGUCUCGGCUGGCUUGAUAGCCAAUAAGUCUCGUAUCUUGAUCGUAGGAAAGUCCAGUAUAAAGGUUUUCCAAGAAGGCAACUCAUUUGAAAUUUGCCUGCAAGUGGACGGCGAAGCGAUAGAGCGGGCGAUAGUCGAUGAUCGUUAUGUAUUGACAUUUCUGGAAGAUGAUCGCAAAAUCCUAUUCAAUGUCGAUGGUAUCAAACUGAACAAAGUCGCGGACUUGAAAGAUGACCUUAGAAUUUUAUCUAUUUACAAGGACGUCCGUGGAGUAUUUGGACAAAUUGAAUCUUGUUGUCUUUGUACAGUCACCAAGUCUGGCUCUUUGGAUAUCUUGAUGCUUCCAUCUCUAGAAUCCGUGUUCUCCUCAAAGCAUCUCGCGUAUAUACCCUCAUCAAUGUUCAACACUGCUGGAACUGAGGAAGCUAUGGCGGACAAAGAUGCCAGCGACGGUGACGGUGUUCUUGAAGCUUGUUUGGUGAAUCUCGGCCGAAGGUUCAAGAGAACAAAUCUUAUUGUUCUCCACGAAUCUGGACAUCUUGUCUUGUACGACACGUUUAACUCUCCAACCGGAUUGGCUUUUUCCAAAGUCACAUCAACCGUCAUACAGAUAUCAGCAACGGUUCAUUCAAAAAUCAUUCCGUGUAACGAAAGCGGAGCUGUGGUGACCGGUCGUUCGCCUGUCAUGAUCAGCUGCGAAGAUACAUCACCACCGCGCAUACACCGUUUCAGUCAAAAGUACAUGCAACAAGCAGCUCCAUUCACCGAUGGAAUAAUCUACCUUGCAAAUGAUGUAGUUACCUUGGCAAGAAUAGGUGAUGAUGUAGAGUAUAGUGAGAGUCUGCCACUCAGACGUCUAGCAAGUGGAAGACACUUUGACAAAAUAGCCUUCGAUCCUACUUCCCAAAUGUACGCCGCUACAUCAACAGCCAGCGUACCGUUCAGGUUGUUCGAUAAUGCGGGCAACUAUCUCUGGAAACCGCCAAUGGAGAAUCUCUCUCCCGCCACAUCAUAUCGCUCAUCGAUCGAGCUCUUAUCACACGAUUGUCGGUCAUCUUUAUUCGGCUACGAGUUUGAGCAGAAUGAAUUCGUUAUUUGCUGCGACACAGUGUCAUUGCUCUCACCCUCAGCCAACGGAACCUAUAAAGACUUUAUAGGAGUUGGAACGUGUAUAAACAAGGGUGAAGAUGUGGCUGUUAAGGGAGCCAUCUACCUUUUCGAAAUAGUAGAAUUGGUGCCAAGCUCAAAGGAUGUUGGAAACAAUUACAAAUUGAGAUUGCUUAUGAGAGAGGAGACGCGAGGAGCUGUCAGUGCAAUCACAAGCUGCUCUGGUUAUUUUGUUGUUGCUGUCGGUCAGAAGGUGCUAAUAAGAGCUUUAGAGAUUAACGAGAGGCUUGUGAGCGUAGCGUUCUAUGACGCGGGUACAUAUAUUGUUUCGCUUGAAGUUCUCAAGAAUUUUAUAUUGGUGGGAGAUCAAGUCAAAUCGAUUACAUUUCUGGCAUUUCAAGAAUCGCCAUACAAACUAGUUCAACUAUCACGAGAUGCGCGACAGAUAGAGACAUGCGUGUCCAAUUUCCUUGCAUAUGAGGAUCAGAUAACGUUUGUCAGUAAUGACAUAAAAGGAGACAUGAGACUGAUUGACUAUAAUCCAUUCGAUCCUGCUGCGGAGGGUGGAGAGAAGUUGAUCAGAACGACUGAGUUCCACAAAGGUGCUGAAGCUACCUGCUCACUACUUCUCGCGAAGCCAUCAGUCAGGCCUUCAUCGGAGUUAUUGUUGGGUGGUGUCGAUGGUUCGCUGAGCUGCUUAACUCCAGUGGAUGAGCAAUCCUUUAAAGCGCUGUGGCUGCUUCAGGGUGCGUUGGUCAGACAGAUUCCUCACGUAGCAGCUCUCAACCCUCGAGCUCAUAGACACGUUCGCAACGAUUAUGUCUCCAGAUCACUCUCUAAGGGAAUUCUUGACGGCCUUUUACUUUCAAAGUACCAGGGUCUUGAUCAUUUGACGCAGAUCGAGAUAGCUAAGCGUAUUGGAUAUUCCAAGGCUGAAUUAUUAGCAAUUCUAAGGAACCACGUUUGA